Messenger RNA from Lodderomyces theae, 2154 nucleotides. RefSeq names its product ATP-binding cassette Fe/S cluster precursor transporter (gene ATM1). Gene Ontology annotation, molecular function: ATP hydrolysis activity; ABC-type transporter activity; ATP binding. NCBI's taxonomy places the organism in Eukaryota, Fungi, Ascomycota, Pichiomycetes, Serinales, Debaryomycetaceae. Gene Ontology annotation, biological process: transmembrane transport; intracellular iron ion homeostasis. Gene Ontology annotation, cellular component: mitochondrial inner membrane. The record is from RefSeq and is a predicted model, not a curated record. The transcript has a single exon. Bases 1 to 2154 code for a protein of 717 amino acids.
AUGCUUCUCCUAAGAGGUUCAUUGCGGAAAACAUGGCCCGCAUUCACCAACCUGACGCGGCUAUGCAGGACCAAUCUACUUCGACUAGGGCACGCCAACUCUUGUCCGAUACGGACAUUCACGAAAACAACUCGAUUACUUCAUGGACCAAGCGAUGCUGAUCCAACACCACCACCAACAACCAAGAUUCCAAAACCCGCAGAGGGCAAAACCGACAACAGCUCAUCAUCAUCUUCUUCUUCUUCGUCGUCGUCGUCGUCGUCGGACUCACCAUAUUCUCUCUUUGGCAGAAAAGUAUCCACUUCGGAAUUGUUCAUGAUGCGAUCAUUGUUCAAGACUAUUUGGCCCAAGGAUAACCCCAAGUUCAAAAUCAGAGUUCUCAUAGCGGUGUCGUUGUUGAUUGGGUCCAAAUUGCUCAACGUCGAAGUACCGUUCUUGUUCAAGCAAAUCAUUGAUCAAAUGAAUGUGGGCUGGACACAAGAAGUUGGUGUCUUGUCAACUGUGAUUGGAUCAUUGAUCCUCGCUUAUGGCGGUGCCAGGUUUGGUGCUGUAUUGUUUGGAGAGUUGAGAAAUGCCAUUUUUGCAAGUGUGGCGCAAACUGCAAUUAAACGCGUGGCUUCAAAUACAUUUAAUCGGUUAUUGAACAUGGAUUUACAGUUUCAUUUGUCACAACAAACGGGUGGGUUGACUCGUGCUAUUGAUCGAGGAACCAAAGGUAUCAGUUAUGUGCUCACGGCAAUGGUGUUUCAUAUCAUCCCCAUCACGUUUGAGAUUAGUAUCGUUUGUGGGAUCUUGAGUUACAACUACGGAGUACCAUUCGCAGCAAUGACGUUUUGCACAAUGUUGGCAUACUCGGUAUUUACAAUCAAGACUACGGCAUGGAGAACAAAAUUCAGACGACAAGCCAAUAAUGCCGAUAAUCAAGCUGCUAGUGUUGCAUUGGACUCGUUGAUUAAUUACGAAAGUGUCAAAAUCUUCAACAAUGAAGCGUUCCAACUGAAGAAAUACAACAAUGCAUUGACAAAGUACCAGAAUGCCCUGGUUAAAGUUGCCACCAGUUUAGCUUAUCUCAAUGCGGGGCAAAACUUUAUCUUCACUCUGGCACUAACGGCAAUGAUGUAUAUGGGAUGUCAAGGAGUUGUAUCUGGAGGUUUAACAGUUGGUGACUUGGUCUUGAUCAAUCAACUUGUUUUCCAGUUGAGUGUGCCCUUGAAUUUCCUUGGUAGUGUUUAUCGAGAAUUGAAGCAAAGUUUGCUUGAUAUGGAAAACUUGUUUCAAUUGCAAAAUGUCCCCAUCAAAAUCACCGAAGUUGAGGGUGCGCCACAGUUGGAAUUGAAUCAACGCAGCCCCGGUGAAAUCAAGUUUGAGAAUGUCUCAUUUGGGUAUCAUCCAGAUAGACCGAUUUUGAAAAAUGUCUCAUUUACAAUCCCAGCAGGACAGAAAGUGGCAGUUGUAGGGCCCUCGGGUAGUGGUAAGUCAACAAUUUUGCGAUUAGUGUUUCGAUUUUAUGAUGUUGAUCUGGGCCGUAUUUUAAUUGAUGGACAGGACAUUACGAAAGUAUCAUUGGAGUCGUUGCGUAAAAAAAUCGGGGUUGUUCCUCAAGAAACUCCACUUUUCAACGACACGAUACUUGAAAAUAUUCGAUACGGUGAUUUACAAUCGACUGAUGAACAGAUCCAUGAAGUUGUGUCGCUUGUUCAACUAGACCACUUGAUUAAAGAUUUACCCGAUGGUGAACACACAAUUGUUGGGGAACGAGGCAUGAUGAUAUCGGGUGGAGAGAAACAGAGAUUGGCUAUUGCUCGACUCUUGUUGAAGAAUGCCCCCAUCACCUUUUUCGAUGAGGCGACAUCUGCAUUGGAUACGCAUACCGAACAAGCGUUGCUCAAGACUAUAAGAGCCAUUUUCAAGCGUGAUAGUAGAACAAAUGUGUCUAUUGCACAUAGGCUAAGAACCAUUGCUGAUGCAGACAAGAUUAUUGUAUUGAAUAAAGGACAUGUACAGGAACAAGGCUCGCAUGUUCAGUUAUUGAGCGAUCCUGAAUCAUUGUAUGCACAAUUAUGGAACAUUCAAGAAAACUUGGAUGUAGAGGAGCAGUUGAGGUUGGAAGAGGAAGAGAGGUUAAGAAAGGAAGAGCAAGAAUUAGAGCAAUAG